CUAUGCUUGUCCAGUCUCUACGAUCGCUGCUAGUGGGGGUUGAAGUUUGGGUACCGUAACUGUCCAGCUCCAUUUAUCCUUCCUUGGUUCUGCUCGGCGUCGCCUCAUCUUCUCGGUUCCCUCCUCCUCCAUGCUUGGAGUUGCUACUCAUUUCUUUCGGCACUGUGGUGUUCGCGGGAGCGUCACUCUUCUUCCUAUAUUUCCUGAGUUUCUACGUGAGGGUGUAGGCAGAUCACCAUCUUCACUUCUCUUCUUCUCUUAUGCGUCCAUUGUGCGGGACUUGGAGAUGGAGGCCUCGAAAGCAUGUUCUGGAGAUACAUCUUCUGACUCAGGCUCUAAGUUUGCCUCUUCUAGCCCAACUUUAGUCCACUCUGAAGGAUCCACUCCAUUGCCUCUGCCUCCUAUCUCGCUCCUCAAUCCUCCAAAUUCUCUUGAUUCUCAAGAUCUUCUACAGACUGUUCAGAGAAGUAGAGUUAGGAGCUUCCCUCAUGUUGAUGGUAACUAUGCCUUGCAUAUUUACAUACCAAUCUGCAUACCAUUUCAAUCAAAGAAAGAAUUGGCUGCCUUCUUGAAGAAAGUCUCAUCUCAGGAGCCAAGUCUUCAUGCUGUUGAUGUUGAUUUACCACUUAAUAUUCUCCAUAAAAAUGAAGAGAAGCUUGAACGGGCUGUUUUAGGGAGGGAAUUUCAUAUUAGCUUGGGAAGAACUGUCCCGAUACGAGUGCAUCAGAUUGACUCCAUGGUAUCCAUGCUUCGACAGAAACUUCAAACUCAACAGGGUUACUGGAUUGACUUUAGUAAGUGGGAAAUUUUUGUAAAUGAUGACCACACACGCACCUUUUUAUCGUUAGAAGUGGUUCAAGGAGGGCUGAGAGAGAUAACAAAGCAAAUUGAAGUUGUCAAUGGUGUUUAUAAGCUUCACAAUCUCCCUGAGUUCUACAAGGAUCCUCGGCCUCACAUAUCCUUAGCAUGGGCUUUGGGUGACAUUGGUCAUUCCCUGAAGAAAGUGGUUGAAGAAAUAAUAAAGAGCCAUGCUACUGAGGAAUUUGUUAAAAAAUGUGCUUUUACCUAUAAAUUCAAACGUAUUAAGUGUAAGAUUGGCUGCAAAACAUACAAGAUUUGUAAAGUUAAAAUGGACACUGAUGGACAUUGAUAUGUUUAGAAGUAGGAGUAAAAUUUUUGGCUGCAUAGAUUUUUAUCUGAAA
Molecule: messenger RNA, 1202 nt
Organism: Neltuma alba
Lineage: Eukaryota; Viridiplantae; Streptophyta; Magnoliopsida; Fabales; Fabaceae
Product: U6 snRNA phosphodiesterase-like
Exons: 7
Coding region: 131-1150 (339 amino acids)
Biological process (GO): U6 snRNA 3'-end processing
Cellular component (GO): nucleus
Molecular function (GO): 3'-5'-RNA exonuclease activity
Source: RefSeq, a predicted model, not a curated record